AUGUCUAGCCUCAUCAACAAGGUCAAGGAUACCCUCUCUCAUCACGGUGACAACUCCUCCAGCACCCAGGACCACACUGGCCCUACUGGCAACGCCGUCGAUUCUCACAAGUCAUCCAACCACGGUCCUCACGACAGCAGCCUAGCCAACAAGGUCGAUCCCCGUAUUGACAGCGACCGUGAUGGACGUGCUACUCAUACCGGUGGUAACACUACUCACACUGGUGGUAACACCUUUGGUACUUCCACAACUGGCACACAUGGGUCUGGAUUGUCUUCCAACCACGGUCCCCACGACAGCAGCCUAGCCAACAAGGCCGAUCCCCGUAUUGACAGCGACCGUGAUGGACGUGCUACUCACACCGGUGGUGCCACUACUCACACUGGUGGUAACACCUUUGGUACUUCCACAACUGGCACACAUGGGUCUGGAUUGUCUUCCAACCACGGUCCCCACGACAGCAACCUAGCCAACAAGGCUGAUCCCCGUGUUGACAGCGACCGCGAUGGUCGUGCUAGCCACACUACAGGCUUCGGUUCCUCCACUGGAGCUAACUACGGAACUACCCACGGAACUACCCACGGAACUACCCACGGUACCACUGGCAACACCUUCGGCGGUAACACUUACGAGUCUGGCCUGUCCUCAAACCAUGGCCCCCAUGAUAGCAACAUCGCCAACAAGGCCGACCCUCGUAUCGACAGUAACCGCGAUGGUCGUGCUAGCCACACCACAGGCUUCGGUUCCUCCACUGGAGCUAACUACGGAGUCACCCAAGCUACUCCCAACUCCUUUACUUCUGCCACCGGAGCUGACCCUACUCGCGCUCCCGCCUAUGGCUCCAACUACCCAGAGUCUGGCCUAUCCUCUAACCACGGCCCCCAUGACAACAACCUAGCCAACAAGGCUGAUCCUCGUAUCGACAGCGACCGUGAUGGCCGUGCCAGCCACAGCCACAGCGGCUUCGGUUCCUCCACUACUGGAGCUAGUUACGGAGCUACUCACUCUGGUGCUACCCCUAACACCUUCGGCUCCUCUACCGUUGGAGGUACUCACCCCUCUACCCACUCGACCGGCACCGGCCCUGCCUCCAACACUGCAGGCCCCCACACCAGCAACCUAGCCAACAAGGCUGACCCCCGCAUCGACAGCGACCAAAGCAAGAAUGACACUUUCUCUCAUGAUGUUCGUAAGGGUAGCAUUGGCGGUGCCGGUGUGAUGCAUGGUAUGAGCGGCAACAACGGUCACCCAACCACUACCAAGACUUUUGAAGACGCUCAGGAGCAUGGUUCCGCCGGACACCACAACGCUGGUUCCAGCUACAACAGCAAUAAGACUGUUGGUCCUCACAGUAGUGACAUUGCCAACAAGCUCGACCCCCGUGUCGAUUCGGAUCUUGAUGGCUCCAAGACUAUUGGAUCCCAGCGCAUCUAA
Molecule: messenger RNA, 1434 nt
Organism: Penicillium taxi
Lineage: Eukaryota; Fungi; Ascomycota; Eurotiomycetes; Eurotiales; Aspergillaceae
Exons: 1
Coding region: 1-1434 (477 amino acids)
Source: RefSeq, a predicted model, not a curated record